AUGGGUGGCCUCGGCGAGGUUCUGUAUUACCUAUUCCACCCAAACCAGUUACGGUCCAUCGUACAAUGGAAAGUUUGGCAUGAGCCGGUUCAUAGGCGUGAUCCCGCCAAAGAGGCGCCCACUCUACGAUCAUGUUUUCACUUCCUGAACAUGACUAGCCGCAGCUUUUCCACUGUCAUUCAAGAGCUACAACCUGAAAUGCUGGUCCCUAUCGCUCUGUUUUAUCUCGUGCUGAGGGGAUUGGACACCAUCGAGGAUGACAUGACCAUUCCGCUAAAGACAAAAGAGCCCAUGUUACGCGACUUCGACAAGUACUUGAAAGUUGAUGGCUGGAACUUCAAUGGGAACGGCCCUAAUGAGAAGGAUCGUGAGCUCCUCGUUCACUUCGACGAUGUGAUCGCAGAGAUGAGGAAGAUCGACAAGAAGUACUAUGAUAUCAUCGAAGAUAUUACCAUUAAGAUGGGUAAUGGUAUGGCUGACUACGCCGUGAACGCUGAGUUCCAAGAAGGUGUCAAGUCGCUUGAGCAGUAUGAGGAAUACUGUCAUUAUGUUGCUGGUUUGGUCGGGGAGGGCUUAACUCGCAUCUUCGUACAAGGCAAUACGGCGAACCCCGCUCUACUCGACCGCAUGGAGCUGUCUGAGAGCAUGGGCCAAUUCUUACAAAAGACCAAUAUCAUCCGUGAUGUGCACGAGGAUUUCGAAGACAAGCGCAGGUUCUGGCCUAAGGACGUCUGGAGCAAGUAUGUUGACAACUGGGAUGAUUUAUUCAACCCAAAGUACCGUACGCAGGCUCUUCAGUGCAGUUCUGAGAUGGUUCUCAACGCUUUAAAGCAUGCUGAUGAAUGUCUAUUUUAUAUGGCUGGUAUCAAGGAGCAGAGCGUUUUCAACUUCGUCGCAAUUCCACAGACCAUGGCUAUCGCCACCCUCGAGCUCGUUUUUCAGAAUCCUAAGAUCUUCUAUAGUCACAUUAAGAUAACAAAGGGUGACGCUUGCAACCUAAUGAUGCAAUCAACGCAAAAUCUGCGAGUCGUUUGCGAAGUAUUCAAGGGAUAUGCAAGGAGGAUAGCGAAGAAGAACGACCCAAGAGACCCUCACUACCUUGAGAUAAGCGUGGCUUGUGGCAAGAUUGAGCAAUUCAUUGAAACUCUAUUCCCAACACAAGACGCAAAGAAGCUGCAGGCUGUGCAGGAAGCGGAGGGCGAGGUACAAGACGCUGCCUCGAAUGAUUUCUGGGAAGCCUUAUUAUUGGUCGGAUCUGUUGUAUUCGUGCUUCUAUUAGUUUCCGGUCUGAUGCUUGGUUUGGCGUGGUAUAUGGGAGCGAGGUUUGACGUGAUAUUCGAUAAAUCAGCCGCAUCUAGUUUAAGAGAUGCGGCCAAGGCGACAGUUACGACAACCACGACACAACUAGCUCACGAGGAGUUAUAA
Molecule: messenger RNA, 1425 nt
Organism: Daldinia childiae
Lineage: Eukaryota; Fungi; Ascomycota; Sordariomycetes; Xylariales; Hypoxylaceae
Product: putative squalene synthase
Exons: 4
Coding region: 1-1425 (474 amino acids)
Biological process (GO): farnesyl diphosphate metabolic process; ergosterol biosynthetic process
Cellular component (GO): endoplasmic reticulum membrane
Molecular function (GO): squalene synthase [NAD(P)H] activity
Source: RefSeq, a predicted model, not a curated record